Macroventuria anomochaeta is the source of this 1203-nucleotide messenger RNA. RefSeq lists its product as uncharacterized. Gene Ontology annotation, cellular component: membrane. Bases 1 to 1203 code for a protein of 400 amino acids. Gene Ontology annotation, molecular function: carbohydrate:proton symporter activity. The transcript is spliced from 6 exons. Gene Ontology annotation, biological process: transmembrane transport; carbohydrate transport. The record is from RefSeq and is a predicted model, not a curated record. Lineage: Eukaryota; Fungi; Ascomycota; Dothideomycetes; Pleosporales; Didymellaceae.
AUGCUCGGCGACCGCAGACUUCCACCUAGGUGGUACAAGCCGAAUGCAGCGUACUUUCUCAUCGACUGUUUCUCUCGGCACUUGCAUCCUCUUGAAGAAAGCCGUUUCCACAUCGCGCACGCCGCUGGUACAUGGGAUAGAAAGGAAAUCACAAGCCAUUUUGAAGACAAUAAGGUACUUUGCGCGGCCAACUUUGAGCCACUACUGCCACGGAUCAUCCAUCAACUGCUGGUUGUCAAAGUACUGCCGGAGCUUUCUUCUGCGCUUCUGCUUCUUGCAACCCCUGUUGUCAGUGAGGCGACUUUGAAACAAGUCGCUCUCGUUCAACUCGAGGCCAGUCACUCAGUGGAGGGCCCGUUGGGCUUGUAUAUUAUCUGGCCGACACUGUUGAUCAUCAUCGCCUUCCUGUCGUCGAAGUCACUGCUUUGGCUCAUGAUGCAGGACUGUGUGGAAGAGGCAAAGCAGGUCAUCUUCAGGCUGCAUUCGACAAAAGGAGACGAUACGUUUGCGACUCAAGAUUUCGACGAGACCAAGCGACAUACGGCUAUUGAUCAGAAGUUGGAGACCGCUUGGCUUUCAAUGUUCAUGAAGGCAUCGUACCGUCGCCGUGUCGCUAUCACCUGCUUCUACUGCUUCCUCGGCCAGUCGACUGCCAUCCUCGUCAUCAACAACUACGGUCCCACCUUCUAUGCCGCUUUUGGCUUUGAUGUCAGGCAGACACUCCUCUUGACGGCGGGCUGGGUCUCAGUCUCGAUCCCCUUCUGGCUGAUUGGCGCCUUCCUAUCGGACAUUAUUGGUCGCGGGCCUAUCAUGCUGAUCGGUAUCGGCGUAAUCAUCGAGGCUGCCGCAGUUCGAUACUUCGAGAUGGACCCAACCAGAAAGGGCCUCGGUGCUCUCGGCGUCACAAUCCUGUUCUGCUUCAACGCUGUCUACCAGCUCGGUGUUGAUGUUGGCGGCAACGUCUUCUACAGUGAGGUGUUCCCUAACCAGAUUCGAUCCAAGGGUGUGGUGCUGGUCUUUAUCAUCAUCUCUGGACUGGGCUGGAUCGUCCUCUACUUCGUACUGCCUGAGACUCUUAGUAUGCCAUUGAAGAGCGUGGCGAAGUUGUUCGGCGACGAUCCGGCUACCAUCGCGGCGCUUUCGGAAGGGUCUGCGCACGAGGUCCGAUUUCACGAGAUGAAGUCGGAGAGAAGCGAGGUUUAG